This is a messenger RNA of Clunio marinus, 3087 nucleotides long. The record is from the annotation of a GenBank genome assembly. Lineage: Eukaryota; Metazoa; Arthropoda; Insecta; Diptera; Chironomidae.
AGUUAUCUCAGACUACAGUAUCUCUCGCGUGUGUGUUGAUGAGCAUAGGAGCAUAAAUAUAUCAGUUCAAAAUAUUUUCCUUUAAAAGUCUUGUUUGUUUUUUAUUGAGUUUCAGUUGCGUGCUGACAAAACUAAGCGUAGUACAGAUAGAAAAAAAGUUUUCGAUUUGCAACAAACAUUUAUCAUUGAAUAUAAAAAUUUAAUUGAAAUGCCUCAAGAAAUUAACGUUGAAAAGCAUUCGAAUGGAAUUGAAAAUGGCAAGUCAAAUGGAUUUAAAGAACAAAAAGAUGAUUCAUCGUCUACUACUUUAUCUUCGAAAAUUUCAUCUCAAGCGUUUUCUAUCAUUGAAGCUUACCCUUACGAAACGAUUGAUAAAAUUGCCAACUUCUUGUUAGAGAGAACAAAGUUACGUCCCAAAAUUGGAAUCAUUUGUGGAUCUGGUUUGGGACAUCUCGCUGAUAAUUUGACAGACGCUGAUAGUUUUUCUUAUGAAGACAUUCCAAACUUUCCCGUAUCAACAGUUGAAGGUCAUGCAGGAAAAAUGAUAUUCGGUCUUCUUGAUGGAAUACCAGUGAUGUGCAUGCAAGGAAGAUUUCAUUAUUAUGAAGGAUACUCGCUGGCAAAGUGUGCAAUGCCAGUCAGAGUCAUGAAGUUGGUUGGAUGUACGCAUUUGAUAGCUACAAAUGCAGCUGGUGGAUUGAAUUCAAACUAUAAUGUUGGUGAUAUUAUGAUAGUUAAAGAUCACAUAAACAUUAUGGGAUUUGCCGGCAAUUCACCCCUUCAGGGACCAAAUGAUACACGAUUUGGUUCAAGAUUUCCACCCAUGUGUAGAGCUUACGAUCCCGAAUAUAUCAAAGUUGCACAAAAAGUUGGUGAAGAAAUUGGAAUGGAAAUUCAUACUGGUGUUUAUAUAUGCGUGGGUGGACCUAAUUACGAAACUGUAGCAGAACUGAAAAUGUGGAAACUUCUUGGAGUCGAUGCAGUUGGCAUGUCAACUGUUCAUGAAGUAAUUACAGCACGUCAUUGUGAUAUGAAAGUAUUUGCAUUCUCACUCAUCACAAACAAAUGCGAAACUGAAUAUGAAAGCCAUGAAGAAACGAAUCAUGAUGAUGUUGUGACGAUUGGAUUGAAACGCCGAGAUUUAUUGACUAAAUAUGUCACAAAAAUGGUUGAUGAAAUCAAUGAGAGUAUUUUCUUUCCUUACAAAAUGAUUGACGAUAUUGCCAACUUCUUGCUAGAGAGAACAAAGUUACGUCCAAAAAUUGGAAUCAUUUGUGGAUCUGGUUUGGGACAUCUCGCUGAUAAUUUGACAGACGCUGAUAGUUUUUCUUAUGAAGACAUUCCAAACUUUCCCGUAUCAACAGUUGAAGGUCAUGCAGGAAAAAUGAUAUUCGGUCUUCUUGAUGGAAUACCAGUGAUGUGCAUGCAAGGAAGAUUUCAUUAUUAUGAAGGAUACUCGCUGGCAAAGUGUGCAAUGCCAGUCAGAGUCAUGAAGUUGGUUGGAUGUACGCAUUUGAUAGCUACAAAUGCAGCUGGUGGAUUGAAUUCAAACUAUAAUGUUGGUGAUAUUAUGAUAGUUAAAGAUCACAUAAACAUUAUGGGAUUUGCCGGCAAUUCACCCCUUCAGGGACCAAAUGAUACACGAUUUGGUCCUCGUUUCCCACCGAUGAGUAAAGCUUAUGAUCCCGAUUUAAUCGUUACCGCUCUUAAAAUUGCUAAAGAAAUGGGAAUUGAUAAAGAAAUCUACACAGGUGUAUAUACAUGUCUCGGUGGUCCAAAUUAUGAGACAGUUGCGGAAUUGAAAAUGUGGAAUCUUCUUGGUGUUGAUGCAGUUGGAAUGUCAACUGUUCAUGAGGUUAUUACAGCACGUCAUUGUGAUAUGAAAGUUUUUGCUUUUUCUCUUAUCACAAACAAAUGUGUAACUGAAUAUGAAAGUAAUGAAGAAGCAAAUCACGAAGAAGUUAUGUCGAUUGGUUCAUUAAAACAAGAAACAAUGACUAAGUUGGUCACUGAAAUGGUCAAGAAAAUCAACAAAUCAAACUAAAAUCACCUAUUUAAAUAAACAUUAAAACAAUUUGAAUAUUUAAUUAUCUACCUUAAUGUUAAAGCAUUAUUAAAAUUUCACUCAAUCAUCAAUACAUAAAUAAGAUAUGAAUAAUAUUUUAUUGAGCUUUUUGAAUUAGCACUAUUGCCACAGCAUUUAUAUCUAAAUAUAGAUAUAGAUAUCUAAUUGAAAUUUUAUGAAAUAAAUUAAAUUUUAAUAUUUACGUCAUUAUUUGAUGUGAAAAAAAAAUGUUUGUCUAUUGAAUAAGCCAUAUUUUCAAAUAUUUUUAUGAUAUCAUGCAAGGCCUUUGCAGCAAAGGUAAAUAAGCAAAUUAUUGAUAAUUAUUAUUUAUCUGAAAUUAUAGAAAUAAACAUCUUCGAAUAGAUAUAAUAAAAAGUCAUUUUCUAUUAAAGAAAUUUUAGUUCCUUUAGCUACCAUCAUAGCUUUUAACAGUUAAUGUAAAAAGAAAAGUUCUUGCAAACGUUAGAUAUAAUUAUUUCUCUUUUUCGUUUCAUUUAUAACCUUCGAAAAUAAUACAUAACACCACAUUUUCCUAUCUACAUAUUAUUGGAAUAUUUUUGAACAAAAACUGACGAUUUCUACUUCAUUUUUAAUACACAAUUCAAUGUUCCAAAAAAUGUCUUAUAACAAUUAGUGACGUUAUUAAAAAUAAGAAAUUCACAGGAAUAUUAUGAGUUGCAUAAUUGCAACCAUCUUCAGCACAAGCACAGUAUAUUGAACUGACAUGUGAUGUAAAAGCACUUUUGUAGCAUGAUUUGUCUACAUUUUCGCUUUGCUCUGUUUCAUUUAUGAAUCCACAUGAUCGAAUAAUUCGAAUUUUACCAUAGACGUUUUGAGUUAAUUUUCUACACCAUCGAGCUUCCACCGUCUCUACCUCAUUUGUAAUUGAUUUUAUAUCUUUAUUAAUCGGUAAACAUUCGUUAUAAAAUCCUUCAGCAUUAGAAUGAACGAAUGGAUCAAGGCAAUCCGUAUUAUUAAAUGAAUUACAUUCGUAACACUUCAAUCCGCUAACUUCUGCAAAC